AUGCAGUGGGCGGGUCUAAGGUCGCAGGCGCCGGUUCCCACGGCGGCGUGGACGGGGCCGAGGCCAAGAAUCGCGAGGUGGCCGCAGGGUAGAUUCACUGCAGCGCGCCGGGCGCUGGUGGCGUCGGCAGCGGCCUCGGACGCUAAUUCGAGCUCGAAUUCACCGGGGAAGGACGAGGAGAGGGAGGAGGUGGUGCAGAGGGAGAAGAAGGAGAAGGCAGUCGCGUCGCUGCUGAUGAGGAGCCAGAAGUACGCCAUGCUAAAGCAGCAGCUCGCCGUGGCCGCCCAAUUUGAGGAUUACAAGGAAGCAGCGAGGCUGAGGGACUCGCUGAGGUCGUUCGAGGAGGAGGAGCCCGUGCUGCGCCUCCGCCGGUUGAUGAAGAAGGCCAUUGACGAGGAGAGGUUUGAGGAUGCUGCUAAAUACAGAGAUGAAUUAACGAUUUUGGCUCCACACUCCCUCCUCAAAUGUUCUAGCGAUGCAACUACUUUGGGGAUUAGAGUUCAAGUCAGGAGCGUCUAUAUUGAAAGCCGGAGCCAGCCAUUGAAAGGCCAAUUCUUUUUUGCUUAUAGAAUUAGAAUCACGAAUAAUUCUCAGCGCCCUGUUCAGCUUCUCAGAAGACACUGGAUUGUUACAGAUGGAAAUGGAAGGACGGAAAAUAUUUGGGGAGUUGGAGUAGUGGGAGAACAGCCUGUCAUAUUUCCGAAGACUGGUUUUGAGUACUCUUCUGCGUGCCCAUUGAGCACUCCAAAUGGGAGAAUGGAAGGUGACUUUGAGAUGAAGCACAUCGACAAGGCUGGAUCAUCAACAUUCAAUGUCGCAAUCGCGCCAUUCUCUCUGUCAAUUCUUGGGGACGACAAUGAUGUUCUGCUCUAA
This is a messenger RNA of Miscanthus lutarioriparius, 873 nucleotides long. NCBI's taxonomy places the organism in Eukaryota, Viridiplantae, Streptophyta, Magnoliopsida, Poales, Poaceae. The record is from the annotation of a GenBank genome assembly.